GAAGUCCCAUUGGGUACCAUCUGGUCAGUUCCCCAUUUGGCCGCUAGGAGGAUUGUGAGAUGCAGUGGAUACUGCCUAUUUCAAUAUGCAGAUGCUCAUCUCUGUUUCUGACUUGUAGCUUCAGUAUUGAACUGUUGCCUCACCAAGAUGAUCUGAAUUGAGCAUGUCUCAAGUUAUUUGGCCUUCCUUCAGAAGGAUCUUCAUUACCUUUAUCACAGUUUCAAUUUCUGAUCUUGAUUAGGAGAAAAUUUAAAGAUUAGUUAAUAUUUCAUUUUUCUUUAUAUAAUAGAGAGGUGUAGCUCUACAAAUGUUGGGAGAAAAUGAUAAUGUGCAUUUCAUUCAACUUUCCAUUUUAUGAUUCCACAGGAAAAGACCCAAAGUGAAUAUUCCUUCACUGCUUAUGCUAAUAACUACUUGAUUGGAAAGAAAUGAUCUAUGCAAACAAAACUUAGAACAGAGAAUACAUACCAUUAGCAUUAGCUCACAGAAAGUGCCCUCUAACUAGUUAAAAUUGAUUUUACUGUAUACAUUUGAAGCUGGUUUUUUGUUGUUGUUGUUUUAAUUAAAGGUCUGAAAAAGAACUGUGUUUGAUAUGCAGAUAUGAUAGAAGACUGCCUGAAAGCUGCUUCCUUUGCCACUUCCUGUGGAGGCCUGUCUUUGCCAUUUGCGGUUUCUUUCUUUUGGUCAGCACCCUGCAAGGAAGUAGUAACAUAUCCAGUUGUGAAACUGGGAAAGGCCAGAACUUUUGGAUCAGGAAAACAUGUCCCGUCGGAAACAGACAAAUCCAAAUAAAGUUCACUGGGAUCAAGUAUUUGCUGGGCUAGAAGAGCAAGCCCGCCAGGCGAUGAUGAAAACUGAUUUUCCUGGAGACCUUGGCAGUCAGCGACAAGCUAUCCAACAACUAAGAGAUCAGGACUCCAGUAGCAGUGACAGUGAGGGUGAUGAAGAGGAGACCACACAAGAUGAAGUCUCUUCCCACACAUCAGAGGAAGAUGGAGGGGUGGUCAAAGUGGAAAAAGAGUUAGAAAAUGUGGAGCAGCCUGUUGGUGGGAGUGAAGUGGUAGAGCAUGAGGUCACGGGGAACUUGAAUUCUGACCCCUUACUUGGACUCUGCCAGUGUCCCCUCUGCCAGCUAGACUGUGGGAGCCGCGAGCAGCUGAUUGCUCAUGUGUACCAGCACACUGCAGCAGUGGUGAGCGCCAAGAGCUAUAUGUGUCCUGUCUGUGGCCGGGCCCUAAGUUCCCCAGGGUCCUUGGGUCGUCACCUCCUAAUCCACUCGGAGGACCAGAGGUCUAACUGUGCUGUGUGUGGAGCCCGUUUUACCAGCCAUGCCACGUUUAACAGCGAGAAACUUCCUGAAGUACUUAAUAUGGAAUCCCUACCCCCAGCCCAUAGUGAGGGCCCCUCCAGUGCUGAGGGGAAGGACAUUGCCUUCAGUCCUCCAGUGUACCCUGCUGGAAUUCUGCUUGUGUGCAACAAUUGUGCUGCCUACCGUAAGCUCCUGGAAGCACAGACCCCCAGUGUUCGCAAGUGGGCCCUGCGUCGACAGAAUGAGCCUCUGGAAGUAAGGCUGCAGCGGCUGGAACGAGAGCGCACGGCCAAGAAAAGCCGGCGGGACAAUGAGACCCCGGAGGAGCGGGAAGUAAGGCGCAUGAGGGACCGUGAAGCCAAGCGCCUGCAGCGCAUGCAGGAGACUGAUGAGCAGCGGGCACGCAGGCUGCAGCGGGAUCGGGAAGCCAUGAGGCUGAAGCGGGCCAAUGAAACCCCAGAGAAGAGGCAGGCCAGGCUCAUCCGGGAGCGGGAAGCCAAGCGGCUCAAGAGGAGGCUGGAGAAAAUGGACAUGAUGUUGCGAGCUCAGUUUGGCCAGGACCCUUCUGCCAUGGCAGCCUUAGCAGCCGAAAUGAACUUCUUCCAGCUACCUGUGAGUGGGGUGGAGUUGGACAGCCAGCUCCUGGGCAAGAUGGCCUUUGAAGAGCAGAACAGCAGCUCUCUGCACUGAACCCCUCCUGCCCUCUCACUCACCCAGGUCCCCAAGGAUCAAUGUGGUAGCCACCCAAAGGGCCCUGUCCUUACUGCCAGAGACAGGCCUGGGUUGGCUGCAGGUGGACCUGCGUACCUUUGCAUGUGGGAGCGGGAUGCUGGGAUCAGCCAGAAGCCGACUUAACACGGCUCCGGACAAGGGAGUAGGCAGGCACUCCAGAGAACUGGACUCCCCAGCCCACUGCUGCAGGGCAUGCUUCUAGGACUGCAGGGCCUGGUGCGGCCCACGGAAAUGUGAGGGCAAAUAAAUUAAUUUUAUCUUUA
Messenger RNA from Panthera uncia (snow leopard), 2304 nucleotides. It is a transcript of the gene ZNF821, whose product is annotated as zinc finger protein 821. Gene Ontology annotation, biological process: regulation of transcription by RNA polymerase II. The record is from RefSeq and is a predicted model, not a curated record. NCBI's taxonomy places the organism in Eukaryota, Metazoa, Chordata, Mammalia, Carnivora, Felidae. The transcript has 7 exons. Gene Ontology annotation, cellular component: nucleus. Bases 761 to 1999 code for a protein of 412 amino acids. Gene Ontology annotation, molecular function: DNA-binding transcription activator activity, RNA polymerase II-specific; RNA polymerase II cis-regulatory region sequence-specific DNA binding.